This is a messenger RNA of Sebastes umbrosus (honeycomb rockfish), 2315 nucleotides long. RefSeq names its product acyl-CoA synthetase long chain family member 5 (gene acsl5). Lineage: Eukaryota; Metazoa; Chordata; Actinopteri; Perciformes; Sebastidae. The record is from RefSeq and is a predicted model, not a curated record. Gene Ontology annotation, biological process: long-chain fatty acid metabolic process. Gene Ontology annotation, molecular function: arachidonate-CoA ligase activity. The transcript is spliced from 22 exons. Gene Ontology annotation, cellular component: endoplasmic reticulum; mitochondrion; membrane. The coding region runs from base 248 to 2299 and encodes 683 amino acids.
CCUGAGUGUAGUUUAAGGUGCUAAUGACCACAGCUGGGCAGAUUGUUGGUUGCAUUAGUGGUGUUGCUGACUGCAGCUGCUUUUUUUUCUCCCUCCCAGGAGAUCUGAGCUCAGCCUGGACCCAGAACCACCUCUGCUAAUCCCACCAGAGCAGAGGAAGAGGAUCAUCACCUCACACACCUGCCUACCUGUUAACUGGGAGCAGCGUAGAACACCUGAGAGGAUCGACAGCAGCAGCCUUUGCACCAUGGAGUUCCUGUUCCAGGUGCUGUUCUCUCCUCUUCCUCUCCCGGCCAUCAUCUCCCUGUUUGCUCUGGCAGCCGCCACCUUCUUGUACCUCAACACCCGGCCCAGUCCGCUCCGCAGCCCCGUUGACCUCAACAAACAAACGCUGGGCAUCAAGGAUGGAGCGAGGAAGACUGCGUUGCUUGAGAAAAACAACAACCUGAUGUCGUAUUACUACGAUGACGCCACGACCAUGUACGAGGUGUUUCAGAGGGGGCUGAAAGUGUCAGGUAACGGACCGUGUCUGGGCUACAGAAAACUAGGACGGUCGUACCAGUGGCUGAAGUACAAACAGGUGUCUGAUAGAGCGGAGCACCUGGGGUCAGGACUUCUUCAUAAGGGAUUGAAGCCAAACUCGGACACUUUUAUUGGCAUCUUUGCUCAGAACAGACCCGAGUGGAUUAUCAGUGAACUGGCCUGCUACACCUACUCCAUGGUAGCGGUCCCCCUGUACGACACCCUGGGUCCUGAAGCUCUCGUGUUCAUUAUCGACCGAGCGGAGAUCUCCACAGUGAUUUGUGACAAUCAAAGCAAAGCAGAAACGCUGCUGCAGACCCGGGAGAAAGGCCAGACUCCAGUCCUCAAAACCAUCGUCGUCAUGGACGCUUUUGACUCUGAGAUGGUCGAGCGGGGAACCAAGUGUGGGGUGGACGUCGUGUUGAUGCAGGAUGUGGAGGCUCUGGGGAAAAAUAAUCUUCAGAAGCCAAUUCCACCGAAGCCAGAGGACCUCAGUAUUGUUUGCUUCACCAGCGGCACUACAGGAAACCCAAAAGGAGCGAUGUUGACCCAUGAGAACGUGGUCUCUGAUGCUGCAGGUGUCAUCAAAAGCUUUGAUGUAGCGGUUAUCCCAUGUUCCAAUGAUGUCAGCAUUUCAUUCCUGCCUUUAGCUCACAUGUUCGAGAGAGUCGUUCAGACGGUGAUGUACAGUGCUGGAGCGAAGGUGGGAUUCUUCCAGGGAGACAUCAGACUGCUGCCAGACGACAUGAAAGCGCUGCAGCCGACCAUCUUCCCUGUCGUGCCUCGACUUCUCAACCGCGUCUAUGACAAAGUUCAGAGUGAAGCCAAGUCUCCUUUCAAGAAGUGGCUGCUGAACUUUGCCGUUGAGAGGAAGUUUGCUGAAGUGAAGGAGGGCAUCAUCAGGAACAACAGCAUGUGGGACAAACUCAUCUUCCACAAAGUGCAGGAGUCUCUGGGGGGACGAGUUCGGGUCAUGGUGACGGGAGCAGCUCCCAUCUCUCCCUCCGUGCUCAACUUCCUCAGAGCCUCUCUGGGCUGCCAGAUCUUUGAGGCGUACGGUCAGACGGAGUGCACCGCCGGCUGCACCUUCACCACGCCAGGAGAUGCCACCUCAGGUCACGUCGGGGCGCCGCUGCCUUGUAAUGUUGUGAAGUUGGUGGAUGUUGAAGAGAUGAACUACUUCGCUUCAAACGGCGAAGGAGAGGUCUGUAUCAAGGGUAGAAAUGUGUUCAAGGGGUACUUGAAAGACCCGGAGAAGACUGCAGAGGCCUUGGAUGACGACGGUUGGCUCCACACCGGAGACAUCGGAAAAUGGCUCCCGAGUGGAGUUCUGAAGAUUGUCGACAGGAAGAAGAACAUCUUUAAACUGGCUCAGGGCGAGUACAUCGCCCCGGAGAAGAUUGAGAAUGUGUACAUACGCAGUGAACCUGUGGCCCAAGUGUUUGUGCAUGGAGACAGUCUACAGUCCUGCCUGAUCGCCAUCGUGGUCCCUGACCCCGAAGUCCUGCCGGGUCUUGCAAAAAAUCUUGGGCGCCAAGACUCCGUUGAAGAACUCUGCAAAAACACAGAAAUAAAGAAAGCUAUUCUUUCAGACUUGACCAAACUGGGCAAAGAAGCAGGACUCAAGUCCUUUGAGCAGGUGAAAGACGUGUACCUCCACCCGGAGCAGUUCACCAUCGAGAACGGCCUGUUAACUCCGACUCUGAAGGCCAAGAGGGCCGAGCUGCAAACUCUCUUCCAGCCGCAGAUCGACAAACUGUACGCUAACCUCCAAUAAAUGGAAUGAAACUAAA